Notothenia coriiceps (black rockcod) is the source of this 856-nucleotide messenger RNA. RefSeq names its product eukaryotic elongation factor 2 kinase-like. The transcript is spliced from 7 exons. Bases 163 to 690 code for a protein of 175 amino acids. Gene Ontology annotation, molecular function: protein binding. The record is from RefSeq and is a predicted model, not a curated record. NCBI's taxonomy places the organism in Eukaryota, Metazoa, Chordata, Actinopteri, Perciformes, Nototheniidae.
GUGGGCCCUGAGUUGGAAAAGGAUUCUGAGAGUGGAGGGGACAGCGGCUGUCCCAGCGAGAGAAGGAGUGAUGGUGAUCCAAAUGACCACGUAGACGGGGUCCAUCAUCGCAUCCAAAGACAUUACUCUGAGUCGGAUGACGACAGUGUCAGACGGAGGAAGAUGGUAGCUUCUCCAAGAGUCUCUUCAAACUUACAUUUUGACAAUGCUGACGACGACUCGAUGACAGAGGAGAAGUGGAGCUUCUACCAUUCGUCCCGCUCUCACGUCCACCGGUCCUCCUGCGUGGAAACGGAGAUGGAGCGACUCGAAGCUCUGAUGCAGAAGAAAAUAGGCCAGUCCAUCCUCGGAAAGGUGCACCUGGGGAUGGUGUGGUACCAUGAAGCGGGUCGGUUCUGUGAGAAGGAUGAGCAGUGGGACCAGGACUCGGCCAUGAUGCACCUGGAGAGAGCGGCGCAGUGCGGGGAGCUGGAGGCCAUCGUGGCUCUGGGACAGUGCUGCAUGCAGCUGCCGCAUCACAUCCUGCCAGACAUGCAGCUGGAGGAUAACGCCGGAAACAGGAUGAAAGGCUUUAAGUAUCUGCUGCUGGCUGCUGAGUCCGGUGACAGGUCUUCUAUGAUCACAGUGGCCCGAGCCUUUGAUUCUGGUAUCAAUCUUUCAGCUGACAGGUCGGUGAAGCAACCUGUCUGAGUUCAAACUGUCAAAAUCUGGACUUGGAUUGUGUAUGGAUUUGUGGGUAAAGACUAACGCAGAACCUGGUCCAACAGUCGUGGUUAUACUGCCCCCUAGAGCAGUGGUUCCCAACCUGGGUGUCGUGCCCCCCUUGGGGGGGCGCCAAAGAUCGCAGGGGAGGCGC